Messenger RNA from Schistocerca gregaria, 2387 nucleotides. It is a transcript of the gene Spx, whose product is annotated as splicing factor 3B subunit 4. Gene Ontology annotation, biological process: positive regulation of mRNA splicing, via spliceosome. Gene Ontology annotation, molecular function: RNA binding. Bases 72 to 1490 code for a protein of 472 amino acids. Lineage: Eukaryota; Metazoa; Arthropoda; Insecta; Orthoptera; Acrididae. The record is from RefSeq and is a predicted model, not a curated record. Gene Ontology annotation, cellular component: nucleolus; U12-type spliceosomal complex. The transcript has a single exon.
UUAAGUUGUAAGAUCAUUGAUCAGAUGUGUUUUCGGUUUUCGUUGUUUGGUGCUUGUAGAUCGAUGUGAUUAUGGCUGCGGGUCCAAUUGCUGAACGUAAUCAAGAUGCUACCAUAUAUGUUGGCGGGUUGGACGAGAAAGUUACAGAAGCCCUUAUGUGGGAACUCUUUGUUCAAUCGGGGCCAGUUGUCAAUGUUCACAUGCCGAAAGAUCGUGUCACACAGAUGCAUCAAGGGUAUGGAUUUGUCGAAUUUAUGGGGGAGGAGGAUGCAGACUAUGCUAUUAAAAUAAUGAAUAUGAUCAAACUUUAUGGUAAGCCGAUUCGUGUGAACAAGGCAUCAGCUCAUCAGAAGAAUCUCGAUGUCGGAGCUAACAUCUUUAUCGGCAAUCUUGAUCCAGAAGUUGACGAGAAGCUAUUAUAUGAUACAUUUUCAGCUUUUGGAGUUAUUCUGCAAACACCGAAGAUCAUGCGUGAUCCAGAAACCGGCAACUCCAAAGGCUUUGCUUUUAUUAACUUUGCCAGUUUCGAUGCUUCAGAUGCAGCAAUUGAAGCAAUGAAUGGACAAUAUUUGUGUAACAGACCUAUUUCGGUGUCUUAUGCAUUUAAGAAAGAUGCAAAAGGAGAACGACAUGGGUCAGCUGCUGAGCGCCUCCUAGCUGCACAGAAUCCACUGUCUCAGGCAGAUCGGCCCCAUCAGCUGUUUGCAGAUGCUCCACCUCCAAUACCACCACCACCUGCGCCAAUGCCUCCGCAGCAGCUGCCUCCUGUCCCUGUGCCACCUGUUCCAGUAAUGAUGGGCGCUAUGCCUCCCCCACCUCCUCAGAUGGCUCAUAUGCAUCCUAUGCAUGCUCCUCCUCCACCACCUCCUACAUCCAUGCCUGUUGCUGUUCCAAGACAUCCUCCUCCACCACCACCCAUACCACCUCAGCACCCACCACCAAUGCCACCAGGUGUGCCUCCACCUCCUCCAGUGCCUCCUAUGAGCAGGGCAGCACCACCCCCACCAGUGCCACCACCCCCACAUGUUGCUGCUUCCGUUGCUAGUGGUCUACCUCAGAUGCCACCACCAGUCUCAAUGCCACCUCCACCACCACAACAGCCUCCUCCUCCACAGCAACAGCAGCAACCACAACAAGCACAGCAGCAGGUGCCUUCGAUACCACCACCACCACAAGCCCCACCACCACCAAGAAUGAUGCCACCUCCAUGGCAAGGUCAACAAUUUCCUCCACCACCACCAACUCAGUUUACACCUGGUCAGUUUCCUCCUCCGCCUCCACAUGGUGCACCACCACCAGGUUGGCGGCCACCACCACCUGUUCGUCCUCCAUUUGGACGUCCACCAUUUCCACCAAGAGGUCCACCUCCACCACCUCGUGGACUGAGACCUCCACCACCACCGCAACCAGGACAACAACCUGAUGCUAGUGCUGCAUAUAAUGGUUACCAGGAUCAGACAGGAAACUUCCAGAAUGGAUAUUCCAAUUAACUUCUACAGUUAAUUAUUUGUGUGAGUGACUUGGUGCACUGUGAACUACAGAUUUACAAUAAAUAGUACCACAGUGUGAAAACCCUGUGAAGAUUGUGAUUUUUUUAAAAUCUGUGACUAUGAAUAAUUUGCAAGGGAAGCAAGUGUCUAUUAUAAACCUCUUGUUUGUGUUUGUUUACAUACACUAUUGUACUGUGACAUGGACAUUUAGUUAAAUUGAAAUGCUUGAGAAUUGAUGUUAUUCUAUUUGCAAAUUGUAAUAUUGUUGCUGUGUGCUUACAUUUUUGACUUUUGUACCUUUAUUUUGAGGACAAUUUUAAUUCUGAGUGAAACUGGUGGAAAUGAACAAUUCUAGUGUGUGUUAGACUGACUUUAAACAAAUAUUGUUUCUAUUUGGAAAUGGCCAAACAACUUUUGUGUAUGGAACAAAUUAUAAGAUAAAUUAGGUAUGUUGUAACAUAUUUUCUUAUUAAUUUGUUGGCCCAUUACAGCAAUAUAUUUCAUCUGCCAUACUUGCAACAUUGAAAAGACAAUAGAUAUAUUGACUAGGGCCUAUUUGUUCCUUUCGUUGCAUUAUAUAAUUUAUUUUUAACCGAAACAGAUGAGAUUUGUGUUUCUUUCCUUGUUUUGAAAGGUGUUUGUUCCCAUUUAAUCAACCUUGUGUUAAAUUUAAACUCAUGGUUCACUGCAGUUAACAGCUGUCAUUGUCAUCAUUAAAAAUUUGGGAUAUUUGAUUUUGAGAUUAUGGUUUGCUUCAAUGGUGCUAUGAUAUUUACCUUCACGUGUAAUUUUCACAGUUAAUUCAUUCAGGAUUAAAUGAGCCACAUUUUUAUGCUUUGUAGGGGAGAGUGUUGAGACUUGUUCCCUUUUUUACAUUUUACUUUUUAAAACAGCAGG